GAUUUCAGCUGUAAUUUUAGUUGUAUUGUGGGCCUUAUGGUUAUCCUCUCUACUCAAGUGGAUGAACACAAGCGUAGUGAAUCUUCUCUUUUUCUUCAGGAUCUGGCGACACAUCAUAUGAAUAGUCAGUCUUCUAUCUUGCAUGUGGUGAUUAUUGAGAAUUUCAAUCAAAGUUUUGUUAUCGGAAACCAUCGCCACUUUCUGAAAUCCUUGGCCGCCGCGUGCUUAACUGCGAGAUUCAUGGCCAUAGCUUCAGCAACGAGCAGAUCCUCUUCUCCCAUUCUGCACCACCCAAUCUCUUCCAUCGUUUCGCCUUCGUUGUUGGUGAUGACCGUUCCUAAACCCCAUAGACCCUGGAUUUUGAGGCUAGCAUCAGUGUUGAUCUGA
Messenger RNA from Vicia faba (fava bean), 387 nucleotides. The record is from the annotation of a GenBank genome assembly. NCBI's taxonomy places the organism in Eukaryota, Viridiplantae, Streptophyta, Magnoliopsida, Fabales, Fabaceae.